This is a messenger RNA of Epinephelus lanceolatus (giant grouper), 4068 nucleotides long. It is a transcript of the gene mmp24, whose product is annotated as matrix metallopeptidase 24. Gene Ontology annotation, molecular function: metalloendopeptidase activity; zinc ion binding. Gene Ontology annotation, biological process: extracellular matrix organization; collagen catabolic process; proteolysis. Gene Ontology annotation, cellular component: plasma membrane; extracellular matrix. The record is from RefSeq and is a predicted model, not a curated record. NCBI's taxonomy places the organism in Eukaryota, Metazoa, Chordata, Actinopteri, Perciformes, Serranidae.
UUCGGGGACACAGCCAUGGCGACGGGAGGAGGAGGAGGAGGAGUGAGGCGGAGGAGGAAAGCGGGGCUCCCGGGAUUCUGCUGGAAAACCUGCUACUUUCCUAUUUUGUUCUGGGUCGUUUCCGUCUGCGGGGAGGAGAAGACGCUGAUUGUGGAGACGUGGCUGGAGAACUAUGGCUACCUGCUGCCUCACGACGUCCGCACGUCAGACCUACGAGAGGAGAACGCCAUGCAGUCUGCCGUGGCUGCCAUGCAGCGCUUCUACGGCAUCCCUGUGACGGGAAUACUGGACAAGACGACUAUAGAGUGGAUGAAGAGACCUCGCUGUGGCGUCCCAGAUCGUUCUCACAUCUUCUACCGGCCGAGGAAUAAACGCUACGCCCUGACGGGACAAAGAUGGAGAGAUAAAAAGAUCUCCUACAGCAUAUCUAACUUCACCCCUAAAGUGGGAGAGAAGGACACCCAGAGAGCGAUUCGACAAGCCUUCAACGUGUGGCAGGCGGUCACUCCGCUCUCCUUCCAGGAGGUGCCGUACUCAGAGAUCAAGAACGAGGGUAAGGAGGCUGACAUCAUGAUCUUCUUCGCCUCGGGUUUCCAUGGUGACAGCUCUCCUUUUGACGGAGAGGGGGGUUUCCUGGCCCACGCCUACUUCCCUGGCGCCGGCAUCGGAGGAGACACACACUUUGACUCUGACGAGCCCUGGACACUGGGCAACGCCAACCAUGAUGGUAAUGAUUUGUUCCUGGUGGCGGUCCACGAGUUGGGUCACGCGUUGGGUUUGGAGCACUCCAAUGAUCCCAGUGCCAUCAUGGCUCCUUUCUACCAGUACAUGGACACGCACAACUUCAAACUGCCUCUGGACGACCUGCAGGGCAUCCAGAAAAUCUACGGCAUCCCCACUGCCAUGCUGGAGCCCACUCGGCCGUUACCCACCUUACCUUCUCGACGGACACACUCCACCUCUGAACGCAAGCAUGACCGUCACUCCCGUCCGGCGCGCCCACCCGGCGACCGGCCCGCACUGCCUGGAAACGGCAAACCCAACAUCUGUGACGGCAACUUCAACACCGUGGCCUUCUUCAGACGGGAGAUGUUUGUCUUCAAGGACCGGUGGUUUUGGCGUCUGAGGAACAACAAGGUGCAGGAGGGUUAUCCCAUGCAGAUCGAUCAGUUCUGGAAGGGCCUGCCGCCUCGCAUCGAUGCUGCCUACGAGAGAUCUGACGGCAAAUUUGUCUUCUUCAAAGGAGAUAAGUACUGGGUGUUUAAGGAGGUGACGGCUGAGCCUGGUUACCCUCACAGCCUGGUGGAGCUGGACAGCUCCCUCCCGAAAGAUGGCAUCGACACGGCUCUGCGCUGGGAGCCGGUUGGGAAAACCUACUUCUUCAAAGGGGACAAGUACUGGCGCUACAAUGAGGAGAAGCGCACAGUGGACCCAGGGUACCCCAAAACCAUCACUGUGUGGAAGGGAAUACCGGACGCACCGCAGGGAGCCUUCAUCAGCAGGGAGGGAUACUACACGUAUUUCUACAAGGGGAAGGAGUACUGGAAGUUCGACAACCAGAAACUGACGGUGGAACCCGGCUACCCCAAGUCCAUUUUACGCGACUGGAUGGGCUGCGACCAGUCUGACAUGGAGCACUCCGGCAGCAAGGGUAACCGCGGAGACCGACAGCUGCCCCUUGACGACGUGGACAUCAUGGCGACUAUAAACGAUGUCCCGACUACGGUCAACGCCAUCGCCGUGGUGAUCCCUUGCAUUCUGUCGCUGUGCAUCCUGGUGCUGGUGUACACGAUAUUUCAGUUUAAAAACAAAGGCGUGCAGCAGAACACCAUGACGCAGCACUACUACAAAUACCCAGUUCAGGAGUGGGUAUAACAGACUUUCCUUCAAAGAGGUCAAAGUUCAUGGAUUGAAGGGGGUCAAGCAGUCGUCAUACUGUUAGCUAGCUUCUGUUGGCUAAUAGCCAAGAAUGCUAGUAAAAAAAAAAAACUAUGGAAUGUCAAUGCUGAAAGACGCUAAUUGUGCUAGCUAUUGAUAAAAGGGCGGACACUGAAGAUGCUCUGCGGGAGUAGAUUUAGACGCUGGCUCAAAGUGUGUGUAUGCAAGUGUGUGUGAGAGCAAGAUUUGUGCCUGUCUUGUGACACAAGCACAUCAGUGUAAAACAGGAAGGAUACUGAUUUGGGCUUUGUGCAAGACACGUGCAAAACAGACUGAGGACAGCGAGAACAAGUCCGCAAAGACUCCAGGAGGAUCUGAUUGGCUACGGACAGAUAACACUCCUGAUUUGCCCAAAACCUCCAUGGCUAAUACUGCGAUACUGAACUUUAACUAUUUCUUCUGGGACCUACAACACAACUCUCCUUCUCAGUGAAAAUAAAAAGAAAGAGGAUCUGGAGCAGAAAGAAGAUGCUCCAUAAAGCCAGACACCACCUCCAAGUUUGUUCUAACAACAACUUGUACACGUGAACUACUUCAACUAUCAAGUCAGAUGAAAUUUAAUGAAAAAAAGAAAAGAAAUUGUUUCAAAAUAUCAAACUUGAAGAUAAAAUGUAGGUAGAAAGGCCAUAACAAAAAGAAAACCAAGGAUCUCUUUGUGGAUCUCUGAAUUUUAUUUAUUUAUAGUCGUAUGAGCUGAAAAACUGUCAAAGAGGACCUUUUUCUCUCUUUUUUCACCACACACACACCACACCACAAGACACAUCUUCAUCACCAUUACAACUUAAAACACCCCUGCUUUGGUUUACACAGCUCGGACUGAUUGGUUUUAGCAGGUGUAGAAUAGCUGGUCAUCAGCGUAUAGUGAUAGAAUGACAGUUCAGCAGCCUUAUCUCUGUCUCAACAGGCCGAACACAUUUGCUUAUAUUUACCAAACUGCGAACAACCAGGGCUCAUGUGUAUCAAACUUAAAACUUCAUUGAAACUUCAUUAUAGUAUUUUGGGAUGUACGAUAUUGGAUUGAACAACUCAUUUGACCAAUAACUGAUACCGAUAUCGAUAUAUAUACACUUUUUUCUCUACCUAAUUUUAGUGAUCAUCAAGUCUCUUCUGUUGUGGAUUUAACAUCAUAUUUUGCAUACAUACUCUUACCGUGAGGCCCCACCAACUAUGAAAUACAAUACUUUUCAGUGCAUGUAAUAUUCAUUUAUUGUGCAAAUUAAGAAAAGCAUGUUUGACGAUUCUUAUUUUAAAGCCGAUAUUGGCUGAUUCUGAUUACAUUUUGAUAUUAUCACGCAUCCCUAAUUAUAAUAAUAAUAAGAAGAAGACGAAGAAGAAUUUUUUAAUAUAGCUCUUUUCAAGCUUAAGCAUAAGAGCCUUCCAGAUUGAGAGAUUUACAGAAUAAAAAUUUAAAAAAUCAGAAACCCUUUAGUGAAAGGUAAAAGUGAAAAACUGAAUUGAACGUUUACUCAAAAUCACAAACUACAAAAUAAAAGCUGCUGAUUUUUUUGGUGAUCAUGCAAAAUAUCACUGGUUAUGAUGAGUUAUACAUUUGCUAAUAAAGUAAAAUUAAUUGUAGCCCACUUUUCUUAUUUUAUCUGAAUGCUGAUUGGAUAUUUCUAAAUAUAGCAGUGCUACAAACAACAACAAAAAGUUGUAUUCAUUUUGUUUUUAAUCAUGUUCCAGUUCUUGGACACACCUUUUCUACCAGCAGCAGAAUUCUUGCAGAAAAAAAUUAUUUAAAUUUCAGGCCAAUUUCCUUUUAAUUCAAUUCUGUUUAUAUAUUAUAUCAGCCUGUUCUCACUCAACGCAUCAAAUACUGCUGUUUUGUCAGUGUUGUUGGCGGUAUGAUACGCACCAGGCAACUAUUGUAGUAUGAGGAGCAAGAAACUCUGGACUUUUGCCCGGUAGCCCACUGUUCGUUUCCCUGUGAAACAAAAGUCAGCCAAGUUAUCUGAGUUUGUUUUUCAACAAUGUUUUGUGCUAGCAUGUGUAGCAUGCUAUGCUAAUGACACUUGUAAAAACUAGGGCUGCCCCUUAAUAGUCAACCAGAGAGGUCAAUAGACAAAAAGAUUUCAUUGGUCGCUUGGUCAAAAAAAAAAAAAGUGAAACUCUGUUAGGAGCUGGGUCUUG